AUGUUACCAUCCCUGUAUGUAUCCCUCCCAUUUUUUCCCAUUCCAACCACUCAAUUAUUCACUACAAUUCCCAUCCAUACUCCCAUAUUCACAAACACUACCACUACCACAACAGGUGCUCAAUCUACCGCCCCCACUCCACCAAUAACAACCAAACCACCUAUCACAACUGAACCUUCACCUACUUCAAAACUCUUAUCUCCCACACAAUCCACUGAAAUAUCACCUAUUCUAGGUGGUGAGGAGUUGGAAUUUGAUUCCACGUAUUUUACUCCUUACCGAGUGCAGAGCGAUGAUGAUGAUGAUGAUGAUGAUCCUGUUACGAAACAUCAUCUCAAGGAGGCUGCGGCUGCUAAGAACGCUCAAACUGUCAAUGCUUCAGUAGAGAACCUUCAACGGUCUCUUCAAUCUGAACGCUCAAACCUUGAAGCGGCACAACAAGCUAUUGAAGCAGCCAAUGGAUCUCUACAUGCUAAUGUCAAUGACCGUUUAACUCAAUUGGAGGCCGAAUUGGCUGUAGAGAAUCGCAUCAUGGAUGAACUUGACAGGCACACCUCCCAGCUAAAAUGCAAAACCUCAAGCUACGUACUGCUACUACUGAGCUCUAUGAUCUCAAGUCAGAGAAGGAGGUUGUUCGGAGUUAAGUGGCUGAUGUUCACUCCAUCCUCUUUCAUCUUGUUGAAGCACAUGAUCCAAUCAUCACAAUUACCACCAUACGUCAUCUGGCUGAUAAAUUUAGGCCAGCAUUGGUCCUCCUUAGUCGUAUCGAGGGUGUUCCGGUGA
Messenger RNA from Lactuca saligna, 783 nucleotides. The record is from the annotation of a GenBank genome assembly. Lineage: Eukaryota; Viridiplantae; Streptophyta; Magnoliopsida; Asterales; Asteraceae.